AGAGCCACGUGACCCCAACGAGGGUUCGGAACGACCCCGGCGCGUAUGGAGGGGGGGGCAGGAGAAUCCUCGGUGGAGCUGACGUUGGAUAUAAAGAGGCAACGCGAUGCUUGUCCCCCACAGAAACAUCUGCAAGCCAUUAUGUCCAUGGCCUCCAGAAAGACCUCCUGCAACAAGCGAGCGGCGAUGUGCAGCAGGACAGGCGGGGCCCUGGGCUUCCUGCUUAUCCUGGUUAUCCAUCAGGUGUCCAGCAGCGGAAGGUCAGACUCGGCCGAGAAGCCGGUCCACAGAGAAUCCACGUGGCUACUGAGACAGGCAGUGCGCAUGACGCCUCUGUGGAGGACCCUGGGAAGCAAGCCCUUUGGGGCCUUCUGCAGGGACAGCUACGAGUGCUCCACCCGAAUCUGCAGGAAUGGUCAUUGUGACUUCCACCAACCAGACAUGUCGUGAAGAUAGACAAUGGAGGGAGAAGAAAAGUCUCAAGGAGGAACUGGAAAGCUGCUUUUUACACUUUACAUCUACACUCUGAGAUUAACGUAGGGGGUGAACGAGCAAAAUCCCGAGGCUUUAUUCUGAUCCUUUUGAGAGAAAUGUGUGUUGUGGCAGCAUGCGAACAUUUUUUUGAGGUGGGUGUAGUUCAUCGUAUAUUAGUCUAUAGCAGUGUUUCUCAACUCAGUCCUCAGAGACCCCCAUUCGGUUCACGGUUUUGCUCCCUCCCAACUCCCUACCCCGGAGCAAAAAUGUGGACUCUCACAGCUGAGGGAGCUGAGAGGGACCAAAAACACGGACCGUCUGGGAGUCUCUGUGGACCGGCUUGAGAAACACAGCUUUAGACUGUACAAAGGAAGCCAGGUGUGUCAUUUGGUUGGUAAUAGCGCUGGUUUGGAGGCGACUGCCUGAAAUAAUAGCAUGUGUGUUGCUGGUAUGCAGUUUGACAUGUGCACGAGCUAUAGCUGCCUACAGUUGAAACCUGGACUUACUUAAAAAACAUGGGUAACAGCAAAUAUGGUGCCUAGCUUUGGAAUGCGGGACAGACUGCUCCCUUUGUAUCUGCAGGAUUUUGUCUGCCCCUAACGCUGACCCCACGUUCCUUACUACCACAGCAGUCAUUCCUCCGGAGAGGACGUUACACCAUGUAAUGUGUUAUAUUAUUCACUGCAUUGAGGGAUGUGAGACUGUUCACUGGGUGUCGCAGUGGUUAUGUGCUGCAUGGCCCAUGAGUGGUAAAGCUUUGGAACUUUACAUCUCUAUGGUUUGUAAGCAGAAACAGGAGUGAAAUACCACGUGGAAUGUGAAUUGAGACGGUAACACGAUGAAGGUAAACUAUUUGAGGAAUUUGUCUGGGUGAAAUUCCAUGUAUUGUCCACUUAUUUAAAGAAAACAUACUCAUAUAUAUGUCCGUGCUAGUUACUUUAUGUUUUUGUCCUGUCAUUGUACUGUAAUUUAAUUUGUUUUAAAUUUGCAAGUAUACUGUCUAUCAACAACUUGAAAUAAAUAAAAUCAGAAUUAGAAAUUAAAA
Paramormyrops kingsleyae is the source of this 1519-nucleotide messenger RNA. RefSeq names its product liver-expressed antimicrobial peptide 2 (gene leap2). Lineage: Eukaryota; Metazoa; Chordata; Actinopteri; Osteoglossiformes; Mormyridae. Gene Ontology annotation, biological process: antimicrobial humoral immune response mediated by antimicrobial peptide; defense response to bacterium. The record is from RefSeq and is a predicted model, not a curated record.